Megalops cyprinoides (Indo-Pacific tarpon) is the source of this 6130-nucleotide messenger RNA. RefSeq names its product synaptojanin-1-like. Gene Ontology annotation, molecular function: nucleic acid binding; phosphatidylinositol-4,5-bisphosphate 5-phosphatase activity. The transcript is spliced from 28 exons. Gene Ontology annotation, biological process: synaptic vesicle endocytosis; phosphatidylinositol dephosphorylation. Lineage: Eukaryota; Metazoa; Chordata; Actinopteri; Elopiformes; Megalopidae. The record is from RefSeq and is a predicted model, not a curated record. Bases 109 to 4755 code for a protein of 1548 amino acids.
GUGGGACACACGAGUUUGUUAUCAAAGCCCACGCUGAGAAGUUUGGUGCCGAGGAGACGGAGCCAGUGGGCGUGACCUGACUGGUCCAGUCAUCCCAGGGAACCUGCAAUGGCCUUCAGCAAAGGAUAUCGCAUUCACCACAAACUGGACCCGCCCCCAUACAGCGUAAUAGUGGAGUCACGGAACCGGGAAGAAUGCUUGCUGUUUGAGUCAGGAGCAGUGGCUGUUCUGUCUGCUGCAGAGAAGGGAGCCAUUAAGUCCACAUACUCUAAAAUGUUGGAUGCCUAUGGAAUUCUGGGAGUGCUGCAGCUCAACCUUGGGGACACUAUGCUCCACAGCCUCGUCCUGGUCACCGGGUGCAUGUCUAUGGGGAAGGUACAGGACUCGGAAGUGUUCCGGGUCACUUCCACUGACUUUGUGUCGCUGAGGAAUGACCCCACAGACGAGGACAAGAUUGUAGACAUCCGGAAGAUCUUGAAUUCAGGCAGCUUUUACUUUGCCUGGUCAUCCAGCGGGGCGAGCUUUGAUCUGAGUCUCAACGCCUACCGCAGGAUAAAGGAGGGUGCAACGGAUAACCGCUUCUUCUGGAACCAGUCCCUGCACCUCCACCUGAAGCACUAUGGGGUGAACUGUGACGAGUGGCUGCUCCGGCUCAUGUGCGGCGGGGUGGAGAUCCGCACCGUCUACGCUGGCCACCAGCAGGCCAAGGCCUGUGUCAUCUCCCGCCUCAGCUCCGAGAGGGCCGGCACGCGCUUCAACGUCCGCGGCAUCAACGAUGACGGCCAGGUGGCCAACUUCGUGGAGACGGAACAGGUGAUCUUCCUAGAUGACAAGGUGUCUUCCUUCAUUCAAAUCCGUGGAUCUGUACCUUUGUUCUGGGAGCAGCCUGGUAUUCAGGUUGGCUCACAUCGUGUGAGGCUGUCGCGUGGGUUUGAAGCAAACGCACCAGCCUUUGAAAGGCACUUCGACUCGCUCAGAGGGCUGUAUGGCAACCAGGUGGUGGUCAACCUGCUGGGGAUCAAGGGAGGGGAGCAGCUGCUGAGCAGGGCGUAUCAGAGUCAUCUGAAGGCGUCAGUGCAUGCCUCAGCAGUGAAGAUGGUCAACUUCGACUACCACCAGAUGGUGAGGGGGGGAAAAACGGACAAGCUGCAAAAUGUCCUGCAUCCUCAGGUCAGCAGGUUCCUGGAGGAGUGCGGCUUCUUCGCCUACUCCGGGGAAGGGGGUGUCCAGAGAUGCCAGACUGGUACCAUCCGUGUUAAUUGUCUGGAUUGCCUGGAUAGAACCAACAGUGUGCAAACAUUCUUUGGACUAGAGAUGGUCCAGCAACAGCUGGAGGACCUGGGGCUGACAGAGAAGCUGGUGGGCCGUUUCCAGGAAGCUUUCCGCACCAUGUGGUCUCUGAAUGGGGACUCCAUCAGCAAGAUCUAUGCUGGGACAGGAGCGCUGGAAGGAAAGGCUAAGGGCGGAAAGCUGAAAGAUGGUGCUCGUUCGGUCACCAGAACCAUCCAGAACAACUUCUUUGACAGCUCCAAGCAGGAGGCUAUCGACUGCCUGCGCCUGGGCAGCACUCUGAACACUGACCUCGCGGACAAAGCCAGAGCCCUGCUCACCACCAGCAGUCUGAACGCGUCCCCUGGGGUUCUCCUGGGGAUGUGUGAGAGCCAGCACAGGUUCACCAGGCCCAGGCAGGUGAGGGUGUGUGUGGGCACCUGGAAUGUCAACGGCGGGAAGCAGAUCCGCAGCAUUAACUACCGCAGCGAGAUGCUCUAUGAGUGGCUGCUGGAUGCCCCAAAGUUAGCGCAGAAUGCGAGUUUUCGAGGUAGUAAAGCCAACCCUAUAGACAUUUUUGCCAUUGGAUUUGAAGAAAUGGUAGAACUGAACGCAGGCAACAUUGUCAGUGCCAGCACUACCAAUCAGAAGCUCUGGGCAACUGAACUGCAGAAGACUGUCUCAAGGGAUCACAAAUAUGUUCUGCUAGCCUCAGAACAGCUUGUGGGAGUUUGUCUCUUUAUUUUCAUUCGGCCCCAGCAUGCACCAUUCAUUCGGGACGUUGCCAUUGACACUGUGAAGACUGGCAUGGGCGGAGCCACGGGGAACAAGGGGGCGGUGGCCGUUCGCAUGCUCUUCCACUCCAGCAGCAUCUGCUUCGUCUGCUCGCACUUCGCCGCUGGCCAGUCGCAGGUCAAGGAGAGAAACGACGACUACAACGAGAUCUCCCGCAAACUCAGCUUCCCCAUGGGCAGGAUGUUGCACUCCCACGAUUACAUUUUCUGGUGCGGAGACUUCAACUACCGCAUCAAUCUGUCUGGCGAGGAGGUGAAAGAACUGGUUGGAAAGCAGAAAUGGGAGACCCUGACAGCCAGCGACCAGCUCAAGGAGCAGAGGGACGCUGGACAGGUUUUCAAAGGGUUUAUUGAAGGACCAAUACAGUUCCCACCCACCUAUAAGUACGACUUGUUCUCAGAUGAAUAUGACACCAGUGAGAAGUGUCGAACACCUGCGUGGACAGACCGUGUGCUCUGGAAAAGAAGGAAAUGGAACUAUCUCAGUCCUGCAGAUGAAGAGACGGAUCUGGUGCAUGCAACUGUUAGUGAUGAGGAGCUUGAACGCUUUUGGAGUCCAGGAACUCUUCAAUAUUAUGGCAGAGCAGAACUGAAGAUGUCAGAUCAUAGGCCGGUCGUAGCCAUCAUAGAUGUUGAUGUUCUGGAGGUGGACGCAGAGGCCCGUUACCAGGUUUAUAGGGAGGUGAUGGAACUCCAGGGACCGCCAGAUGGCACAGUGCUCGUGUCCCUGUGGGACGCCGGAGAGGGGGACUGCUUUGACGACGCCAUGAUUGAACACCUGCUCAAUGAGUUUGCAGCCUUUGGGGAGGUCAUUCUCAUCAGAUUCGUGGAGGAGAAAGUCUUGGUCACAUUUCUCGAUGGCUACUCCGCCCUGGCUGCACUAUCCCUGAAUGCCACCACAAUUCUUGGGAAGACCAUCGAGGUGCAGCUGAAAAAUCCCGACUGGGCCAGGAGCUUGGAGGGUGAUAUGAGUGCGGACUUCGGCGAAGUCCCAUCCUCCUCGGGCUCCACUCUGCUGGCCGAGGAUGCUGACCUGGGUGGAGACUACGACAUGGAGGAUGAUGUGGAAGACUACAGUGAGGAGGUGGAGGAGGCUGUGUCCCAGCAACUGCAGCCUGGCGUGGGCACAGGGCCUGGAACAUCGCCCACCUCUUCACCCAGGAGCAGCCCCUGUCCCUCCCCCACGCUGGACCCUGCACCCCCCAGCUGGCCCACCCGAGCAGCCCCGCCCCCGCGGCCUGCAGGACCCUGGCAGGACAUGCCUGCUGAUCCCCAGCCAAUCAGUGCCCCCUCAUCUCAAGGGCUGGAGCCCAAACGACCCCCACCCCCACGACCCAGUGCACCCCCUUCCCGGCCGGCACCCCCCCAGAGGCCCCCGCCUCCCUCAGGUCGCGGCCAGCCUCCUCCAGGCGUCCCAAGGACGAACGUUCCUCCACGAGCAGGGACCCUCAGGCCCCAGCCACCAGCCCACCAGGGUGCCCCCAGACCCAUCAGAGACGUCCAUCCUGGAGCUCCCAGACCCAUCAAAGCCACCAACCCUGGAGCCCCCAGACCCAUCCCUGAGGCUCAUCCAGGGGCCCCCAAAACCAACACAGAACCUGAAAGCACAGCAACAGGGCCGUCACAAGUGCCGCCCUUGCUUCCGGAGCCUCUGAAGCCCGAGAUGGCGCCUCCCCGGCGGCCACAGGCAGCCACACCUCCUGUUCAGGCCAUCCCAGAGCCUCUGCCCCCACCCCCGGCACGGCUCCACCCAAAGCGCACAGUGCCACCGGCGGCCCCGCCUGUGCCGUCCCUCCAGCCAGUUCCCCUUCAGCCUGUCCCAGCUCAGGCCUCAAUAACUCCUCCCCUUAGCAGCAGCUCCUCCCACACCCCAUCUCCAGAGCCUACCACCACCUCAGAGUCUAAUGGACUGAACGGACUCCAGAGUGAUGCACUGUGGAAAUCUGACCCUUUCGACACACUCACCUCCGACCUGCUGUCGUCCACUCCCUGGCUGAACACCCAGUCCCUAACGAGGGGCUCCUCUCUGAGGCCGACACCCGCCCCGUCUGUCGCACCCCUCCCCACGUCACUGUCACUGCACUCCACGCCUCUCUCAUCCCUGCAGGACUUCUCCAGUGGCCAGGACACCGCAUGCUCCUUCCAGCUGUGCCCCCCCGUCCCCACACGCAGCAAGUCCCAGGAGACCCUGCGCACCUCACCCAACCCCUUCCUACCCAGCAGCCAGCCGGCGGGCAGCACCAACCCUUUCACCGGCCUGCAGGCGGUGACCCAGCAGCGCUCCCUUACCCCUGACUUCAGCGCCCACGCGCUAGCCUCCAAGCCCACGCUUCAUCAGAGUGCGUCAGCGUCCUCCUUACUGGCCCCUCAGCCGGUCCCCGCCCCAGCCGCGCGCGUCCAGCAGUGGGUGACAUUCGAUGAUGACUCCGACUUUUCUGUGCCGGGGAGGCCUCAGGCAGCCGUGGCCCCGCCCCUGCCCAGCGCCGCCCCCAGCGUUAGCAUCGCCCCUCCACACACACAGGGCAUCUUCCCCACCUCUGGGUUUGACUCCACCCUCAACUGGGGAGCCCCUCCUCCCUCUGUGUUCUCAGGAAUCCCCCCUCCUAUUCCUGCAAGGGCAAACUCAGGAAACCCUCAAAUUCCACUGAGACCAAGCAAUAGCGUUUCCUCCAAGGAUUUCACAGAAAGAUAGGGAAACUGACUUAAAUGGUGUAGAAUAUUAUUUUGGAGAAAAAAAAUUGUGUACAUACUGUGUAAGUCAUUUAGAAAUGUAUUUGAUCAGAAUCAUAAAUAUUUUUUCUUAAUCAAAAAUGGUGGGAGGGGAAAUGUUAUAUGCAUAAGGGAUUUUUUGAAGAGACACUUCUGACAGUGCUUUGGUAACAUGGGUUUCUUUUAAUUUGCUUGCAAAAUUAGUUGUCAAGCUUCUGUCAAGUAAUUUACACACCAUAAUUUGAUGUGCAUUUUAUUCUGAGUGGAACUGCGUCUCUGUGUACAUCUGCUGUAUGUCUAUAUAUAGAUGUGUUUUUAUGCUUGUAUACAUAUAUAACACUUUUUGUGUGAAUUUGGUGCAAUAUGUAGUUGUAUGACCACAUUGCUCCCAGUGAUAUAUUGGUUCAAAUAGUGUGUUUCUAAAUAUUGACUACCUUUCCAACAUGAAUACACACAUCAAAACUGAACAUAGCCUUGAAAAUACAGACUUAAACGGGAUGGUCAAACCAAAUAUGCAGCAGCUUUGCGUUUAUGGGAAUUACGCUGGAGAGCAAUGGUUGUCAUCAGCUACGGAAAACUGGGGUAUAGAUGGAUUACAUUUUCCCCAUCUUUUCAUCACAGUUCUCUCUCCACUCAUCGGUUUGUCAAAGAAGCAUUUGCUCAUGUCAUUCUGAACCAAACAGAAUCUCAGGGUCCUUUCUGAUCACUUUUUGUAAUGUUUUAACAAAUGUACGUCAGCGGAGAUCUCCUGCAGUGAAGAUCUCACACUUGAGCUGCUGUUGGGCCUUGUGUAUCUAAGCCUCAACUGCAGACUGCCAUUACCAAAUGGUCAUGUUGAAUGCACUGCUCAGCUGUUCCGAUGACACCAGGCUGUGGGCGGGUCAAACAGCUGAGACAGCAGGAGCAGUACAAGGCUUUGGUUAUACACCCGCUCCUGAAAUUUCUGCACACACUGGACAUGCAUUCCUUUCAGCGACUCUGGGAGCUGGUUUUACUUUAAAAAAGAAUUAACAAUGUUCAAACAGUUUGCUUAAUAUCAGGUACUGUUCUUGCUAUGACCACACGGUGGCACACAUUUUUACAUAGCGGUGGCUUUAUUGAGCAGCCCUUGGUCAAGCUGGCUGUAACUGUACCAUGGCUGGAGGAGGGUUUGAGAUCAUGCCUGACAGGAGGUAGUGAAAGUAUGGCAGAUCAUUUCAUUAUUUUGUAUAUGAGUACAUUUGAGAUGUGCAAAGUGGUAUGGCAGGAAGUUUGUUUUUGUUCUGUCUAAUCAUUAAUGGUGUGUGGGUGUGUGUGAGGAUUAAACAUUGAUAUCCAACCUCAUUUUCUAGCAGCUGGAUACAUUUCAUUUCCAUCUA